Messenger RNA from Cydia amplana, 1434 nucleotides. RefSeq names its product acid phosphatase type 7-like. Gene Ontology annotation, molecular function: acid phosphatase activity; metal ion binding. Lineage: Eukaryota; Metazoa; Arthropoda; Insecta; Lepidoptera; Tortricidae. Bases 25 to 1434 code for a protein of 469 amino acids. The record is from RefSeq and is a predicted model, not a curated record. The transcript has 10 exons.
CCUAGUGAGCAGUGAGGAGCCGCAAUGAAGUCGUUCGUGCUCUUUCUAACGCUGACGGCGUUUGUCUCGGCGUCGGCGCAGCCGCCGUACGCCGGACUGGCGGCGGAAGAGUGGGGCUCGGCGGCGGCGGCGGCGGCUGAGUACAUCACGGUGGAGCCGGUGGAAGAGUACUUACCGCCGAUAACGGAGCCGUACUACUGCUCCCACUGUAACCCUGAACAGGUCCACAUUGCCUUUGGCGAGAAAUCCAACGACAUCGUAGUAACGUGGUCGACAUUCAACGAUACCCCCAGCGUUGUCCACUACGGCGUGGACGAGUUGCAGCACUACGCUUACGGCGCUAGCUCGUUGUUCGAGGACGGCGGGAACGAGCGGCGCCAACAGUACACACACCGCGUCACGCUGCCGGAUCUGCAGUAUGACACUAAGUAUGUGUACAACGUGGGCUCGGAGUACGGCGUCUCGAGCUUGUUCUCCUUCCGCACGAUUCCGAACGGGAGCAACUGGCCCGUGCGCGCCGCCGUCUUCGGAGACAUGGGCACUGAGGGCGCCAAAGCAAUGCCAUACCUCCAAGAGGAAUCCGAAAUGGGCCACUUCGACCUGAUCCUCCACGUGGGCGACAUGGGCUAUGACAUGGCGACAGACAAUGCGAGAGUCGGCGACCAGUUCAUGCGGCAGAUCGAGCCCAUCGCGACCAUGGUCCCCUACAUGACGUGCGUCGGCAACCAUGAACAGGCCUAUAAUUUUAGCAACUACCGGGAGCGCUUCUCAAUGCCGGGCGGCACGGAGAGCAUGUUUUAUAGUUUCGACCUGGGGCCGGCGCACUUCGUGGCCAUCUCCACCGAGUAUUAUUACUACAUCAAAUAUGGAGUCAAGAUGAUCUACGAACAGUACCAGUGGCUGGAAAAGGAUCUGGCCAUGGCUAGCCAUAAGGAGAAUAGGACGGUGCGGCCGUGGAUCGUGCUGAUGGGCCACCGGCCCAUGUACUGCAGCAACGCCGACGACCUCCCGGACUGCGAGUACGAGUUCUCGCGCACUGGUAAUCCCUUCUUCGGACACGGGCUCGAGCCCCUGCUGCAACAUUACGCCGUCGACCUCGUGUUCUGGGCGCACGAGCACUCGUACGAGCGCCUGUGGCCCAUCUACAACAACACCGUCUACAACGGCUCGCUGGCCGAGCCCUACACCGACCCAAGAGCGCCUGUCCAUGUCGUGACGGGGUCUGCAGGUAACCACGGUGGUCAGGACCCUUUUACUGGCACGCACCCGCCGUGGUCGGCGUUCCGCACCGACGACUUCGGCUACACGAGGAUGGUGGUACACAACCGCUCGCACAUCUACAUCGAACAGACGUCGGUGGAGAAGAACGGCGGCGUUGUGGACUCGUUCUGGCUCGUCAAGCACAAGCUUUCCUUCAACGAACCCGACGACUAA